CGCCUAUUUAAAAAACAUAAACAUGGCGACGAGUUUGCAAGUGCGGGAGAGGGUGCGACCUUCAAGAAAUUGUGCAAAAAAGACUGACCGCUCGGCGAUUCUGAAGAAACAGGAGGUUAAAGAAAAAGAGAGAAAGGUCAGAGAGGUUCUUGCCAAGCCGGCCAAGCUCCGGACCAAAGAUGACAGAAGGCUGCUGCGGGAGUGCAAGGAUGUAGCCAAGGAGCUAGAACGUCGGGCGCGACUCAAGGAGAUGGUCAAGAGGAAGACACUGGAGGUUGAAGACAGCAGUGAUGUCCUGGAGGCCAAAGUGGAGGAGCUGGUGUCGGCCAUCAAGCGGUCGAAGCACCCAGUGGUCUACACCGGGGCAGGAAUCAGCACGGCAGCUUCCAUACCAGAUUACAGGGGGCCAAGUGGGGUGUGGACCCUCCUACAGAAGGGGCAAGAAGUCAGGACUAAGUCCCUGGUUGAUGCAGACCCGACCUUGACACACAUGGCAAUUACAGAACUGCAGCGACAAGGUGUGGUCCAACAUGUCGUUUCUCAAAACUGUGACGGUCUGCAUCUACGCAGUGGUCUGCCACAGAGGGUGCUGUCUGAGGUCCAUGGCAACAUGUUCAUAGAGGUAUGUACAGAAUGCAAGCCCGAAGUAGAGUACGUCCGUCUGUUUGACGUGACGGAGAGAACGGCUUGCAGACGGCAUUUCACCGGUCGCUUCUGUCAUACCUGCGGGGGACCGCUCAGGGAUUCCAUUGUUCACUUUGGGGAGAAGGGAGCUGUCCAGCAGCCAUUGAACUGGUCUGGUGCUGUCGCCGCUGCCAAGGAAACAGACAUGAUAUUGUGUCUGGGUUCCUCACUUAAGGUCCUGAAGCGAUACACCUGUCUGUGGGGAACAAGCAGAGUGAAGUCCAAGCAACCGAGACUGUACAUCGUUAACUUACAGUGGACACCGAAGGACAAGAUGGCGGUGCUGAAAGUCCAUGGUAAAUGUGACAGUGUGAUGGAAAAAGUUAUGGCCAAGUUGGAAUUGAAGAUACCCAAGUAUAAAAGGUCACAUGAUCCAAUUUUCACCAUGGCGACUCCUCUUCGGAAACAGGAACUGGACACGUUCAGCACCAAAUUAUUGCAACCUCUGCCGGCUACCGGACCAGUCCUGCAGGAACCAGUUCAAACCAGUUCAGGACAGAAGGAACCGGUUACAACUGGUCCCAGCCAUGUCAGUGUGAAUACCAGUGAUUCACUGGUAACCGCGCAGUCUUCUGAUGCUGGGACUGUCAAGGCAGAACUAGCUGCCAAUGCGAAGAGAGAUGAACAUGAAGAAUUGCCUGUUCACAGUGAGCAGGGUCACUCAGCAGCUGUGCUGGCAAAGCCAGGCUGGUUCGGGAAGGGCUACCACAGGAAAGUGACGCGAAGUAGAAAACGGAGAAAAUUGUCUCAAGAUUCUGCGUAGUUAGUUGUUCACAAGCACAAUGGAUAGAGGAAAAAUGAUGGAAAGACUAUAUGAUUGUAAAAUUUUAGCUGCACAUAUUUCAGUUUUAUACAGUUAUUCCUUUUUGUCUUCUGCAAAGAGCAGUAUGCACAAAUGAUAGAAAGGUGAGACCAAAGUUUGUUACAUGUAUUUUCAUUGGGCCUUUGGAAAUGGCAUUGUUACAGGCUGUAGCUAUCAGCCCUCUCAUACUUCUGACCAGCAUAAUUUAGUCGCAGCCACAUGGUCUGAAACCAGAGACUCAGGACUAGGGUGGAUUGUCGGAGAUGUUUCUUUCUGUGGAAGGGAGCUACUCGGAAUCUCACUGGUUUACUGGGUUAAUUUAUGAACUGUAUUUAGGAAAGUAUAACAAUGCAGUGUCACUAUAACAGAUCUAUCAGUAAUUUAGGAAGUAACAAAGGAGUCAAGUUUAAAAAUGCUACACGUGGGAACGAAUGUUUUAUCCCGAUAGCACAGUGAAAUUGGUUAACAAUACAAGCUACAGAGGGAUUCCAAUCAGUGCAAACAUAGCAAUCAGCAAGAUCUUAGUAAAGUAAUUUCUUCGUGUGAUGAACUGCAAGGAUUUGACUAAUUUUAAUUGUUCGUUACGACUCUGCAUUCUUUCCUCAAAUCAGCCAUUACAUUUUUGAGACGUUUGUCUUGUUUCUUGUAAUGCCUGACACAAGCUUUCUUUUUAAGGUUUUGCCACCUUUCGGGGCCUAUCAUCUCAUACACUGUUAGUACUUUAAUAUAUUUUGCCAUGAGAAGGAAGUGAAUGUAAUUGAAUUGGUCUCUAGAAUCUGUCAAGUUGCACAUCACGACACAUUAAUCUCACCGUGGAACACAUCCAAACACCUCACACAUGCAUGGUACGUUAAAAACUUGUCUCCUCAAAAUUUAUUUCAUAAACUUGUCUUCCAAGCAUUGACUAAUCUCUGAGAUUACAAUUACAACAUGAUACAUGACUCCGCACAGUUAAGUGCUCGGCAUGAGGCGAUGAUACCGGACUCAACUAGAGACGAGACAGUGUGCUGCAUCUUCACAGACUGGAGUUUAUGCUCGUGGCUGGUAUCAUUUUGUAACACCAUUUCUUUCCUUCUAUAAGUUAAUACAGAACCACCGAAUUAGUGUCAAUGCCAACAGCAGUUAAAUUAAUUUAAUAUGAUAUGUUUACAAAUUUAACCAAAUUUCAUUGUGGGUACAUCAUUUCCUAAUACUGGCAAAUGUACGUGAAUUAAGUGAGCAAGUUAAAGAUAAUCAGAUUUCAUGGUUGUUACAUGGUAAUUUUUGUAUCUUUUUUUUUUCCUUUUACUGGUGGAUGGAAAACUUACACAGAGGUAUUGCAUUCUUGAAGAUGGAUAUGUAGUUAGAUUUCCAUUCACAUGUGGAGUAAAUAUGCAUCAUAAAUAAACAAAGGACAAAUACAUUGCGUAACAAGA
Acanthaster planci (crown-of-thorns starfish) is the source of this 2901-nucleotide messenger RNA. Its product is annotated as NAD-dependent protein deacetylase sirtuin-7-like. Lineage: Eukaryota; Metazoa; Echinodermata; Asteroidea; Valvatida; Acanthasteridae. Gene Ontology annotation, cellular component: nucleus; chromatin. The record is from RefSeq and is a predicted model, not a curated record. Gene Ontology annotation, molecular function: NAD+ binding; histone H3K18 deacetylase activity, NAD-dependent.